This is a messenger RNA of Acanthoscelides obtectus, 528 nucleotides long. The record is from the annotation of a GenBank genome assembly. NCBI's taxonomy places the organism in Eukaryota, Metazoa, Arthropoda, Insecta, Coleoptera, Chrysomelidae.
AUGACAUUAUCAAGUAAAAAAAGUUAGGAAUCGCGAUUUAGCUACAACUUUCUAGCCAACCCGUAGAUUAUCUUCUUAUUGAGGAUUGUUCGGCAUCUCACCAAACCACCAAACAUCCCACAUGACUUUAAACCCCGACUGUCACCCCACUACUCACCAUGUCCGUUCCCAAAUCGAUGCACAAGAUGGUGACCGUGCCCAGGGGCAGCGGAAUAUCACAGAGGAUAAAGGCCAGGAAGGGCGAGAUCUCAGGGAUGUUUGAGGUCAGCGUGUACGCGAUGGACUUCUUCAGGUUGUCAAAGAUAAGACGGCCUUCCUCUACGCCAGUGACGAUGGAGGCGAAGUUAUCGUCCAGGAGGAUCAUGUCGGCGGCCUGUUUGGACACGUCCGAGCCGGCGAUUCCCAUGGCUACGCCGAUGUCGGCUUUCUUCAGGGCGGGAGAGUCAUUUACACCAUCACCUAGAAGAAGUUACAGUUAUAAUUAGUGAUUUUUGAGGUGCAUCAGUUUAAAGUAAAAUAAAAAUGUCG